GACAUCAUUCUAGACUCUGGGUCUCUGCGAGUAUAGGUGACCAGUCGGCCCAGACGCCGAAUCUUCUGUGUUGCUCUUUCUGGGCGGCGGGAAAGGACUAACAGAAACAGCAAGCGAGACGCACGGGGUGAGAAAGUGGCUAUGCCGGCAAAUGAUCAUGGAUCCAGGUUACCUUUAGUAGACCAGCACCCGCACCACAACCCACACGCACCCAGCUCCGACCCGCGCUCAUCUAGAGAGGAAAUAGAGGUUCCCCUAGCAGUCGGGUGCCGCCCCACCUUGCCCCACACAGUACCUGGAGCCCCGCCCCUCCACACACACCCGCACCCCUGGUCCCGCCCCUCUCGCUGCCACUCCCUCUGCGCCCUGCCCUGCCCCAGUCCGCUCCCCGGGCGCAGGCAGCGCAGGUCUCUCAUCAGUACCGCAACCGGAGCCGUGCAAGCAACAGCAGAGAGCGGCUCCGAGUCCGCAGCUGGGAGUCGCGCCCGGACGCAACGCGCCCGCAGUGCCCGCUGCGCCCGGGCUGGCAUGGGGAGGCCCGGCUGAGCGCCGCACCCCACCGCCGCCGAGACCCGCCUGCUCCUCAACCGCGGCCCUCGCGCGCACGGGCGAUGGCGAAAGCGACGUCCGGCGCCGCAGGGCUGGGGCUGAAGCUGAUUUUGCUCCUGCCGCUGCUAGGAGAAGCCCCACUGGGCCUCUAUUUCUCAAGGGAUGCUUACUGGGAGAGGCUGUAUGUAGACCAGCCAGCUGGCACACCUCUGCUCUAUGUCCAUGCCCUACGGGAUGCCCCUGGAGAAGUGCCGAGCUUCCGCCUGGGCCAGCAUCUCUAUGGCGUCUACCGUACACGGCUGCAUGAGAAUGACUGGAUCCGCAUCAAUGAGACUACUGGCCUUCUCUACCUCAAUCAGAGCCUGGACCACAGUUCCUGGGAACAGCUCAGCAUCCGCAAUGGUGGUUUCCCCCUGCUCACCAUCUUCCUCCAGGUCUUUCUGGGGUCCACAGCCCAGAGAGAGGGAGAAUGCCAUUGGCCAGGCUGUACCCGUGUGUACUUCUCCUUCAUCAACGACACCUUCCCAAAUUGUAGCUCCUUCAAAGCCCAGGAUCUCUGCAUCCCAGAGACAGCCGUGUCCUUCCGAGUCAGGGAGAACAGGCCUCCUGGCACCUUCUACCACUUCCACAUGUUACCCGUGCAGUUCCUUUGUCCCAACAUCAGUGUGAAGUACAGUCUCUUAGGAGGGGAUAGUCUGCCCUUCCGUUGUGACCCAGACUGCCUGGAGGUGAGCACUCGCUGGGCCCUGGAUCGAGAGCUCCGGGAGAAGUAUGUGCUGGAGGCUUUGUGCAUAGUGGCAGGCCCUGGUGCCAACAAAGAGACGGUGACUCUGUCCUUCCCAGUGACAGUGUAUGAUGAGGACGACUCGGCGCCCACCUUCUCUGGAGGUGUGGGCACUGCCAGCGCGGUGGUGGAGUUUAAGCGGAAGGAGGGCACUGUGGUGGCCACCCUGCAGGUGUUCGAUGCAGAUGUGGUGCCAGCGUCUGGGGAGCUGGUGAGACGGUACACAAACACACUCCUCUCAGGGGACUCCUGGGCCCAGCAGACCUUCCGGGUGGAGCAUUCGCCCAUCGAGACCUUGGUCCAGGUCAACAACAACUCCGUUCGGGCAACCAUGCACAAUUACAAGCUGAUUCUCAACAGGAGCCUGUCUAUCUCAGAGAGCCGAGUCCUGCAGCUCGCGGUCCUGGUCAACGACUCAGACUUCCAGGGGCCUGGGGCAGGUGGUAUCCUCGUCCUCCAUUUCAACGUGUCUGUACUGCCCGUCACCCUGAACCUACCCAGGGCCUACUCCUUCCCAGUGAAUAAGAGGGCCCGCCGCUAUGCCCAGAUCGGGAAAGUCUGUGUGGAAAACUGCCAGGAGUUCAGCGGUGUCUCCAUCCAGUACAAGCUGCAGCCUUCCAGCAUCAACUGCACUGCCCUAGGUGUGGUCACCUCACCCGAGGACACCUCGGGGACCCUAUUUGUAAAUGACACAGAGGCCCUGCGGCGACCUGAGUGCACCAAGCUUCAGUACACGGUGGUAGCCACUGACCGGCAGACCCGCAGACAGACCCAGGCUUCGCUAGUGGUCACUGUGGAGGGGACAUCCAUUACUGAAGAAGUAGGCUGCCCCAAGUCCUGUGCAGUAAACAAGAGGCGCCCCGAGUGUGAGGAAUGUGGUGGCCUGGGUUCUCCAACUGGCAGGUGCGAGUGGCGCCAGGGAGAUGGUAAAGGGAUCACCAGGAACUUCUCCACCUGCUCCCCCAGUACCAGGACCUGCCCCGACGGCCACUGUGAUGCUGUGGAGAGCCGGGAUGCCAACAUUUGCCCCCAGGACUGUCUCCGUGCCGACAUUGUUGGAGGACACGAGCGAGGGGAGCGCCAGGGCAUUAAAGCAGGCUACGGCAUCUGCAACUGUUUCCCUGAUGAGAAGAAAUGCUUCUGCGAGCCAGAGGACAGCCAGGGCCCACUGUGUGAUGCGCUGUGCCGCACGAUCAUCACAGCUGCCCUCUUCUCCCUUAUCAUCUCCAUCCUGCUGUCCAUCUUCUGUGUCUGCCACCACCACAAGCAUGGGCACAAGCCGCCCAUUGCAUCAGCGGAAAUGACCUUCUGCCGGCCGGCCCAGGGCUUCCCAAUCAGUUAUUCCUCCUCAGGCACCCGCCGGCCCUCACUGGAUUCCACGGAGAACCAGGUUCCUGUGGACUCUUUCAAGAUCCCGGAGGAUCCAAAGUGGGAAUUUCCUCGGAAGAACUUAGUUCUUGGGAAAACUCUGGGAGAAGGCGAGUUUGGAAAAGUUGUCAAGGCCACAGCCUUCCGUCUGAAAGGCCGGGCAGGAUACACCACAGUGGCUGUGAAAAUGCUGAAAGAAAACGCCUCCCAGAGUGAGUUACGAGACCUGCUGUCUGAGUUCAACCUUCUGAAACAAGUCAACCAUCCACAUGUCAUCAAGUUGUAUGGGGCCUGCAGCCAGGAUGGGCCACUUCUUCUCAUUGUGGAGUAUGCCAAGUAUGGCUCCCUGCGGGGAUUCCUCCGUGACAGCCGCAAGAUUGGGCCUGCCUAUGUGAGCGGUGGAGGCAGCCGCAACUCCAGCUCGCUGGACCACCCAGAUGAAAGGGUACUGACCAUGGGUGACCUCAUCUCCUUCGCCUGGCAGAUCUCGAGGGGUAUGCAGUACUUGGCAGAAAUGAAGCUUGUACAUCGGGACUUAGCUGCCAGGAACAUCUUGGUGGCUGAGGGACGGAAGAUGAAGAUUUCCGACUUUGGGCUGUCCCGAGAUGUUUAUGAGGAAGAUUCCUAUGUGAAGAAAAGCAAGGGCCGGAUUCCCGUCAAGUGGAUGGCAAUUGAGUCCCUUUUCGAUCACAUCUAUACUACUCAAAGUGAUGUGUGGUCCUUUGGAGUGCUGCUCUGGGAGAUUGUGACCCUGGGAGGCAACCCCUACCCUGGAAUUCCUCCUGAACGACUCUUCAACCUUCUGAAGACAGGCCACAGGAUGGAGAGGCCAGACAACUGCAGCGAGGAAAUGUACCGUCUGAUGCUGCAGUGCUGGAAGCAGGAGCCAGACAAGAGGCCAGUGUUUGCUGACAUCAGCAAGGAUCUGGAGAAGAUGAUGGUCAAGAGCAGAGACUACUUGGACCUGGCUGCAUCCACACCUUCGGACUCACUGCUGUAUGACGAUGGGCUCUCAGAAGAGGAGACACCCCUGGUGGACUGUAACAAUGCUCCCCUCCCGCGCUCCCUCCCUUCCACAUGGAUUGAAAACAAACUCUAUGGUAGAAUUUCACAUGCAUUUACUAGAUUCUAGCAACGCUGUCCUCUCUGCACCAUCCCAACUCUCUGUAACGCUUUUUAAAGAGUGUUUCUGAUCCCACCGACACCAAAGCCUCCUCCGAACCCUUUUCUUUGUAAAUAUCUGACUUUGCAUCUAGUUUACAUACAUUCAGGCAUUUUGCAGCUAUGUCUUUCUAAAAGGAUGUGAAAAUAAGUGUCAUUACCACACAGCCCAGCAACUUACGAUGACACAGGAGAAGCGGAUUAGAGCAGAAUUCUCAGGGCCCAUUGGGAAGCAAAUCAUAGUACUGGUGACUUCGAUAUUUAAAUUUACCUGAUCUGGGGAGGGAGUCAGUUUUGCCAGGGAAAGCUGGCAUCCCCAGCUAUGCUAUCGUUGCAAGCUGGGCUACCCCCAGGCUGCUCCUGGGCUGGUGUGUGCCUCGCGGAAGCCGACCAUAAUCCCACUUCCAGCUAUGUGUCCACAGCCGUGCAGUGUGGGGCAGCGGGAAAACCAUGUGGGCCCUGGGCAGACACCAGACUGCUGCUUUCACAUCCUUUGCACCCUACCCCCAUCAUGAUGUUGUCACUCACGAAGCCAGUGCUAAAUACUGAGCCAAUGCUUUCUGAAAGAACAUAGUCUGUGGUGCUGUGGCCUUGCAAUGGACAGUAAAUACGGCUCUUGCCAAAACUCCUUCUUUGUCUUGGAUUAAAUACUUGAAAUUUUUUUUCUGCUUCCUAAUCUCCUCAUUGAUGCUUUUUGAAGUCUUGCAGUUUCAAGCUAAGGUAGGUUCUUUCCUGCAUGCUUCCUGAGUCACAGGUCCUCACUACCUGCCUUGUGCCUACAGUGCUGCGGGGGCAGCCUGUGUGUGCCCCCUGUGGGAAAGGAAGUCUUCCUCCUCCGUGUUAGCAGGGAUGACAGGUGAACAGCCCCUAGAGGGUUCCCACUACAGGAAGCCAUAUAGUCCAGCCAUUCGCUGAUGCUUUACACUGUCCUGGGAAAACAGUUGAGCAUUUCACCAGAUCUGUUUCAGAUUUGAGACUCUAAACUCAUAGGCUUUGAGAUUUGGUAGCCUCUGCUAAAUUACCUGUACCAGGAGCAUGUAAGGUUGCCCCAUGUAGAACAGUGUUUUGGAAACCUGGGAUGCAAAACCAUUAAUGGAAUUGGCACGGAAAGCGCAAGUUGGUUUAACCAUCAAAGGGAGUUUUGCCAAGGCCUUACUGUCUGCACAUGAAGUUUGAGUUCUUCAGUGCAGAACAAAUUAUCUGUUUUCAUUUUUAGGCAUGUCAGACCCGAACUGGCCUGGAGAGAGUCCUGUACCACUCACGAGAGCCGAUGGCACUAGCACUGGGUUCCCAAGAUAUGCAAAUGAUAGUGUAUAUGCUAACUGGAUGGUUUCACCCUCAGCGGCAAAAUUAAUGGACACAUUUGAUAGCUAACAUUCCUUUGUGAACGGUAAUGGACUCCCAAGGGGGAAGAAACAUGCCAAGAGCAUCAAGUCCACCGGCCCCUUUGUGCACAUCAUACUGGCCAAGACCAGCCUUAGGUGGCAGACUUGUUUUCUGUAGUUUGUUUUAGCUGGUUUCCAAAUGGUUUUACUUCAAAUAGCUGGUGGUCCUCCCUCCUGGUGGUCUGCCCUCCUAGCACACCUGCCCCAUUGGGUGGGUGCUCUGAGUCUCUGGUUAGAUCCCCUUUCCCUUUAGCAUUGGGUAGCACCUCUGUUGGUCUGCUCAUCACUAGCCACCACGAGCUCUGUGUCCACAUGUGUGGGGUCUGCCAUUCAUGACUUGGAUGAGAAAUUGUACCUGAACUGUCUGAUUUUCCUGGCUGAUAAAAAACCUACCACGUCCCCCCAAAAAUGUUUUAACAUGAAGCACACAUACAAACAACAUUGAUUGAAAAACCUGGCCAGAACGACCUGUCCUUGUCUAGAAUGAAAGCCUAGCAUAGGACUGGGUAGUUGCAUCCACCCGGGUCCACUAGGGCUGGAGGGGAGAAGGGAGCCUCCGGGCUGUCCUCGGCUCAAUAUAUGACAUCCUGAAUAUAGAUUUUUGGGUUUUUUAGCCAUGUAGCCUUUUCUUAGGAAAAUGUUUUGUUUCUGUCAUGGUUAAAUGGCUCUUAGAAUUAGCACAAUGGAGAGAUUUGGUGUUGCCUUUGCUAUAUACAAGGCAACUGGAAAGAAGUGACCCCACAUGACCUAGUCCCCCUGUUGAGCCCUCGGCAACAUUCACGCUGCGUGACUCCGACUCACUGACCAGAACAGGGUGAAGAAGCGGGGCAUUUGGAGUAGAGUUGCCUUCAGGUCCAGUAUUGCUGUCAUCAGAGGCCUUGAGCCACAAAUUCUGCACCCCCAGCAAGCCAGUCUGCAGUACACCCUACCCACCAAAGAGUGUGCCCACCCUCUGCUUGGGGACAGGUGGGUCUGUCUUGUUUUAAUCCCUGGCUUGCCAGCUCAUGCCCAAAGGGAAGGACAGUUCAUCUAGUUGCAUUAGAUGUUUCCCUGACACUGACUGAGGUGAGAGAACAAGGUUUUGGCUCUUAUAGAGCUUGUGUGAAAGGCACAUGGGUCAGCUCUUCCGGCCGUCCUUUAUGCUGCUAUGGUACGUGUUUUGGUCUCUGUUCUAACCACGACUCACGUGUAAGGUUCUUGUCUUUCUAUAUGGGCAGUUGUAGCCACAGACACUCAGCACUCCUCUAGGGCUUUAGGGGUGGCUCUUGGAAGUUUCUUUGGCUGUCUGUGGACUGUCACUUCCCAUGAAAAGGUCACAUUACCAAAACACUGCCUGGUCUUCAGACUUGAAGCACUGUGAUAGGACUUUAAAUAGUCAUAAUAAAAUACUAUAUCUUUAUGGGCAUUUCACAAACACAGUAAAAUUGUGACAUUUUAUGUGGCUGAGAAUGCUCAGAUAAGUAUACCAGAUAGAGCCUUAUGGAGUGUGUGUGAUAUUUGUGUGCACACAUAGCCAGACAGACAGGAAGAUGAAAAAUGCUUAUUUUAACAUAUAAUAUGGCUUUAGUUUUGGGCCAUUUUUUUUUCAGAUACACUGUGAUAAGGUUUUUUAUAUAAAUAUCUCUAGUCAUGGGACCCAUUUUGUUUUUUCAGAUGUGUUUAAUGGUAGUUUUAUUAAGUGCAAAAAUACGGAUGAAUUCAAAUUAUUCAACAUGCCUACACGGUAAGUGUGACUUGCUAGGGCAAGUUAGCUCUCAAGGGCUGAGCUCCAAGUCUAAAUAGCUGGCCCAUUUGUGAGGAAUUAACACUUGACUAAUAACCAUUGUCUGUCUGUUCCUGAGAUAUAAAAGCACCCAUACUUGUUAAAGUACCUAUACUUGUUAGCACUAUCAGACAGAUUUUUCAUCUACAUAUAUGCAGAAGUUACCCCUUAUUAAAUAUUACUGAGUAUUAAGUAGCUAUCUGUCAGCCACUAAAUUUGUAAGAUCUAUUUAAGAAAGGCCAUUAAACCAUACCGUGUUGACUUGUUUUUGUAAUCAAGGUGACUAAGGAAAUAAUUUCAGUUGUGUAAAUAAAAUAAAUCAUAAAAUGUGU
Mus musculus (house mouse) is the source of this 7341-nucleotide messenger RNA. RefSeq names its product ret proto-oncogene (gene Ret). The record is from RefSeq and is marked validated. Gene Ontology annotation, biological process: response to xenobiotic stimulus; retina development in camera-type eye; positive regulation of neuron maturation. The transcript is spliced from 19 exons. Gene Ontology annotation, molecular function: calcium ion binding; protein tyrosine kinase activity; protein kinase activity. Lineage: Eukaryota; Metazoa; Chordata; Mammalia; Rodentia; Muridae. Bases 612 to 3833 code for a protein of 1073 amino acids. Gene Ontology annotation, cellular component: dendrite; signaling receptor complex; endosome membrane.